AAGGGAUUAAACUAAAAAUCUUUGAUUCACAGUCUCUCAUAAAAAAGGCCAUUAGAGAAACAACCUACUACUUUGAUGCUAUCAUGGAAGGAGGAGGCAGUGAUGAUCAUCAACUCCACCACCACCACCACCACCGCCAUAACUUUCCAUUCCAACUACUUGAAAAGAAAGAAGAAGAACAACCAUGUUCAUCUUCUUCACCUUAUCCUUCACUUCCUAUCUCUACCAGUACUCCUCAUCAUCAUGAACUUAACUCAAACUCAAACACAAACACAAACACAAACACAAACACAAACACAACUACUUCAACAACAAACCGUUCCAUUCCUACUCUUCAAAUCUCUCCCGAAACUUCCAAGAAACCUCCUCCUAAAAGAACCUCUACUAAAGAUAGACACACCAAGGUUGAUGGACGUGGCCGCAGAAUUCGCAUGCCUGCUCUCUGUGCAGCUAGGGUUUUUCAGCUUACUCGUGAGCUUGGUCACAAAUCUGACGGUGAAACCAUCGAGUGGUUGCUUCAACAAGCCGAGCCUGCAGUGAUCGCCGCCACGGGCACUGGCACAAUCCCUGCUAACUUCACGUCGCUUAAUAUUUCACUACGUAGCUCCGGCUCCAGCAUGUCAGUUCCAUCUCAGUUAAGAUCUGUAAACUACAACUCAAACUUCUCUAUGCAACAACGUCGGAGUUUGUUUCCUGGUAUUGGUCUCGACAACACCACACCAACAUUUCUCAAUUUUCAGUCUAACAAUUUGAAUGCUAUGUUGCAAGCCAAGCAAGAAUUGCGAGAUAAUAAUAAUAGUAAUUCCUUGGAGUUAUCAGAGGCGGAGGAGAGUUUAGGGAGAAAGAGAAGGCCCGAACAAGAGCUAUCACCACAGCAUCAAAUGGGGAAUUACUUGUUGCAGUCAAGUACUGGUGCGAUUCCGGCAAGUCAUGGUCAUGGACAUGGUCAAAUUCCGGCUAAUUUUUGGAUGGUUGCAAAUUCGAAUAAUCCAGUGAUGAGCGGUGACCCAGUAUGGACAUUUCCUUCAGUUAAUAAUAGCGCUUUGUAUAGAGGCACUAUGUCAAGUGGGUUACAUUUUAUGAAUUUUUCAACCCCUUUGGCCUUAUUGCCUAGUCAACAAUUAGGGUCAAGUAUUAGCAGCGGUGGCGGAGGUGGAGGUAGUGGGCAUAUGAAUGAAGGGCAGUUGAAUAUGUUAGCCGGAUUAAAUCCAUAUAGACCAAUUUCCGGCACCGGAAUAUCAGAAUCGCAAGCAAGUGGAUCACAUUCACAUCACGGUGGUGGAGAUGAUCGGCCCGAUACAACAAGUCAUCACUCAUAAUAACAAAGAUCAACCCUUUUAAUUACUUUGUGUGUAGUUUGAUCGAUGUGUAACACACGUGAGGUUUGAUUGCCCGAGUUUUUAUUAUUCCAAAUUUUUU
Molecule: messenger RNA, 1419 nt
Organism: Pistacia vera
Lineage: Eukaryota; Viridiplantae; Streptophyta; Magnoliopsida; Sapindales; Anacardiaceae
Product: transcription factor TCP14-like
Exons: 1
Coding region: 84-1319 (411 amino acids)
Cellular component (GO): nucleus
Molecular function (GO): sequence-specific DNA binding; DNA-binding transcription factor activity
Source: RefSeq, a predicted model, not a curated record